This is a messenger RNA of Diorhabda sublineata, 2038 nucleotides long. RefSeq names its product NEDD8-conjugating enzyme UBE2F-like. The transcript has 3 exons. The record is from RefSeq and is a predicted model, not a curated record. Bases 172 to 708 code for a protein of 178 amino acids. Lineage: Eukaryota; Metazoa; Arthropoda; Insecta; Coleoptera; Chrysomelidae.
UCUGUGUAUGACAGUUGAGACCGGUGACAUUCCUUAUUGUUCCAAAGACAUAACCAAACUUCAAACUAGGUUUAUUUGAAGAAAACAAAAAUGAAAAAAUGUUUGUAAAAUCAUUGUAAAACUUAGUGACCUCCACUUAACAAAUACCAUAUUUUUGUACGUACAAAAUUCAUGAUGAUAACUUUAUCUCAAAGGUUAAAAAGAAAAACCGAUACUGAGGGUACAACCUCAAGAGCCUCGAUAAGAGACAGGCUGUUAGUUAAAGAAGCCCAAGAAAUGUCUCAACUUCUACCCUCUUGCUGUUCUGUUGAUUACACAAACGAAAAUGACUUGAGUAGAUUUAUAUUAGCUGUAAAACCAACAGAAGGAUACUGGGAAGGAGGGACAUUUAAAUUUGAAAUAUGUGUCACUGAUGAAUAUAAUAUGGUGCCACCUGUAGUUAAGUGCUUAACAAAAUUAUGGCACCCAAAUAUCACUGAAUCAGGAGAAGUUUGCUUAUCAUUACUUAGAAGACAUAGUGUAGAUGGAAUGGGUUGGUCUCCAAUUAGAAGACUGAAUGAUGUGGUUUGGGGUCUAAACGCUUUAUUUACUGAUUUGCUAAAUUUUGAAGAUCCCCUCAAUGUAGAAGCUGCUGAUAUGUAUAGACAUUCUAAGGAAGAAUUUAAAAUAAAAGUCAUGGAAUACGUUGCUACUUACGCUAAAGAUUAGAGGAUUUCUCGUUUUUAUACUAUUUUGUACUUUUCGUUUGUAAAAAACACUGUUAUAUUUGUGUAAGUUUAAUAUUGGUGUAUAAAGAAGGGAUGUCCAAAAUAUAUCCGCUUAAUGUAAUAAGAGUAAGUAAAUAUUUGAAUUGGAUUUACCUCAUUAUAUAUUCAUCAAACAAAACUACUGCAACUUUAAAAUUAGUACUUAAUCAACUACACAGUAGUGUAUUUAUAAUAUAGCUUCCAACAGAUUAAAAAAUUAUAAAAAAGAUAAUGAUUUAAAUGUUUCACUCCAUAUCUGUGUAGUAUUUAAAAAAUAAAGUUUUUCUGAUAUACAUUUUUAUAUGCUAGAAUAAAAUUCAUUAAUGUGUUUUAUUUUUUGAAAAUUGAUAAAUAGGUACUAUGAUUUCAAAGGAGUUUUUUCAAUCUGCAAUGUUUGGUAAUUGCAAUGCCGAAUUCUAAUUUUUUCAAAAUUUACAUUUUCAUUGUUUAAUUAUUCAAUUUUUUCAAAUAUUCAUUUGUUUUUGAAAAAUAAAAUACUUCAAAUAUGUGCCUUAAAAUAAUUAAAAAAUAAAUAACCUGACACAUAUGGAAAUAUGAAAACUUACUUUUACCUUGAAAUUUUCUAUUAUCACCAAAUUUUUUUUCAAGAUAAUUUCUCAAGUAAUCGAUAUUUUGGAAUUUUUUGGAAACGUAAUACUCAAAAACUGUAAGGAUUUAUUUUGUACAUGUCUUCUAGAAAAUACUGUUUCGCUACCAUUGGCGUAGCUAGGCAUGGGCCCAAUCCCCAGUAAAAUCCCAAGAUUUCACCAAGGAUGACUGAUUAAUUUAAUCUUUUUCCACUUUCAAAAAGAAUGUGAUUUUGUUUAUUUAGGGCAUUACACGACGCCUUUUUUUAAGUGCGACUGUGAAGCCAUUUUUAUAGUUUCAAAGACAGAAAUCUUGGGAAGAAAAACGUUGGAGUGACUGUGCCCACGUCUAUUUUAGUCCAGGCUACGCCUCUGUUCAAUUUCAUAUCAAACAAGUACUGGGAAUGAGCCUGAAUUACAUAUUUUAUUUUUUUUAAUUGUAAAAACAGCAAAUGAACACAAUAUAGAUUUUUUUAAUGACAAAUAUUGCUCAAAUUUAAUUUUUGAAUCAUUAAUUCCCACUACUUUCUUGACUGUUCGUAUUUUCGCCAUCCUUGUACAUUUUGGUGUAUUUAUCGUCAAAUUUGUGGUUUUAUUUUCUUAUGAUAUGCAAAAGAUGUUCUAAAGUAUUUGCGGUGUCAACUUACCCUACCAUUUCUUUUAUAUUUUCUCAAUAUUAUGAAAUAAAAAACGUUUAGUUUUUGA